This is a messenger RNA of Rhododendron vialii, 1563 nucleotides long. RefSeq lists its product as uncharacterized. Bases 1 to 1563 code for a protein of 520 amino acids. Lineage: Eukaryota; Viridiplantae; Streptophyta; Magnoliopsida; Ericales; Ericaceae. The transcript has 3 exons. The record is from RefSeq and is a predicted model, not a curated record. Gene Ontology annotation, molecular function: nucleic acid binding; zinc ion binding.
AUGCCUCCGAGAACGCGUGUUAGAGCAGGUGAGAUCGGAAGAAAGGGUGGCCGUGGUCGUGGCCGAGGGGCACCGGUUGAGGAUGAAGUUAGCCAACAUGGGGAAAAUCCGAAUGGUAAUCCGGGGGAAGGGGCCGGACAUGGUCAGGGAGAGGAAACACCAGUUGUUCAAAAUCCUUUUGCUAGGGAUUUCGUUGCGGCUCUUGCGGCUGCAAACCUUUUAAAUCCUGCUCCUAGGGAAAACGCAGAUAGUCGUGCUAUGAUAGCAAUGAGGGAGUUCAGCCGUAGAAAUCCACCUACGCUUGAUGGGUCGAGCAGUGACCCUCUUGUGGCCGAUCAUUGGCUAGCUCAAAUUCGAAAACUUUUCAGGGCUCUUCAGAUAACGGAGGAUGACUUGCGGGUGAAUAUCGUAGCCGUUCAGCUUACCGGGGAAGCGAAUGAGUGGUGGGAGUCGGUCUUGGAAUCAAGGAAAGACGCAAGGAGAGCGACAAGGACUGUGGCUCAAGCAAAUGAGCCAGAUAUUGAGAACUUAACUUGGGCGGAGUUUGAGGUGCUCUUCGAGGAGCAAUACUUUCCGGAAACGAGUCGUGAACAAAUGAGGGAAGAGUUUGAGAAGUUGGAACAAGGGGAUAUGACGGUGUCGGAGUAUGCUUUGAAAUUUCAAUCCUUGUCCCGUUUUGCGCCGGAGUUAGUGGCAACCGAAGAGAGGAAGUGUAGGCGAUUUGAAAGGGGGUUGCAUGAGACCGUGAAGAAGUUUGUUGUGGCGCAACGCAAAGGGAAGUUUUCUGAAGUCGUUGAGUGUGCACGGAGCAUUGAGACACCUAAGGAGACACCCAAAAAUCCUAAGGUUUGGGAACCAAGACAGCCAAUGGGAGGUGUGAGUUCUUCAUCGAGAAGUUUCGGUGGUCAAGGGAGAAAAAGACAAAGGGAUCAAAUGUCGACAUUGCAGGGUCCAUCAAACUUUAGGCCUCCACCCUCUUCUUCGUUCGGGACUCAGGGAGUUUCCAAUAGACCCUCAAUCGUAUGCCACGAGUGCGGUCAGAUGGGGCACAUUCGUGCCCAAUGCCCGCGACUUUUGAACACGUGUUUUACUUGUGGGAAGCCCGGUCACUUUGCUAGAAAUUGCCCAAGUGGAGAAGGGGCACGUAGUGAGUCAGGUUCAAUGCAGCAGCCGAGGAGUGGACAAGGUUCUGGCCGGCAGUCGUUUCGGGGUGGAUAUGUUCAGGGUCAGACUACUCAGGGGAGGGCUUUUGCUAUCACAUCUGCCAUUCUGCCUCCACCACCUCCUGUCACUUCUCAGGCCCCGGAAACAUCGGUUGUGAGGGGAGGUAGGUCGCCGUUAGAUCGCAUUUGCCGGGAUUGUGAACUUAUUAUCCGAGAUCGUCGUUUUAGCUUUGAUUUUAUCGUGUUGAACAUGUCGGGGUUCGAUCUUAUUUUGGGAAUGGAUUGGUUGUCCACUUUUCAUGCUACUAUAGAUUGCUUCAAGCGCCGGGUCCGUAUUUGUCCGCCUGGGGGUUCUUGUUUCGAGUUCGUCGGGGAGCGUCGGGAACCGAUAGAACCAUAG